AUGAUUUCUGUUUUAACUUUCAUUAUUUUUUUCAGUCUAAGUUUAUAUAUUGGACUGCUAGUUAUCUCCAGGUUUCUGAGAGCUGUUGGGUUAUAUAUAGCGUAUGAUCUUCUUAAACUGGUACCUGUCGUACAGUUUCUAUUCUUUGUCAAGUUAGGGAGUGGAAUACCAUUUCUCUUUUUACAGAAGCCAUUUGGCUCUGGCCGUAGACUGAAUGCCUCUCAGUGGUUUAGAAUUAGUAGACAUGCAUUUUUUGGAAGUAUAUUAGGUCUGAUGUGGCUGUUUGGGUUAACAUUAUGUGGACCAUUGAGGAGUAUAUUGUUAUAUGAACACAGUGAUAUUGUAGUUAUAGCAGCUAUAACAGCUUUAUUCACCAGUAAUAGUGGGGGACCAGCCAAGUUACGUGGUGGUGUAUUUUUUGUGUUGGCUGUGAUUGCCUUACUCUUAUUUGAUCAUGAUGAGAAAUUAGAUUUAAUGACAGAUCAUGAAAAAGAACAACAUGAUGAUAUCCACAAAACAGUCAUAUCACAUAUCUUUUACCAUAUAGUUAAUUUAGUUGGCUGGUCAGACCAUAAAGGAGGUGUUGUAUUACUAUCUAUAACUCUUUGUCUACAAGUUGGUUUUAAUGCUGCAUCAAAAAAACUAUCAGUAGAAGUGGGAGGAGCUAAACGUCUACACUCAUUAUCAACAUUAGUAUCUUCUAUUCUCUUAUUACCAUGGGCUGCAUUUAUAUAUUUAACUAAAGAGACUGACAUACAAUCAACAGUGUUUCUCAUCUUUCCUCUAGUAUUAGUGAUAUUAUUUGUGUUCCUAUUGGACUAUUAUAUAGAAGCUGUAUGUAUAAACCAUCUACAACCAGCUAAAACAGCUCUAUAUGGCUCUAUAUUUAUGUUUAUUAGUGCUGUGUUAUUAAGUCUGACAUGGAACCAUCCGUAUAUAGCUCAGAUUACCACGAUGAGUAAACUAAGGGAAAUAAUUACUGAAGAUCAUGUGUUAUCUGGUGGUGUUGUAUUCAGUGUUAUCAUUUUUCUCUUUGGUAAGAAUACUACUAAACUAUUGGUAUCACAGCCUAAAUCAAGUCGUGGUAAUUUUAUUGGUUAUUCACCAACUGGAGUACCGUUAUAUACCUUUGCUGGUGAUGCUUUACACAGAACUUCUCAAUCUUUACUUAUUAUCAUGAAAAAUGGUUUAAAACAAAUACUAGAAGAAUCUGAUUCGAGGAGGAUAUUUUAUUUUCUGUGUAUUAAUUUAGGUUUUACGUUUGUGGAGUUGAUCUAUGGAGUAUGGACCAACAGUCUUGGUUUGAUAUCUGAUGGUUUUCAUAUGUUAUUUGACUGUUCAGCAUUAGUUAUGGGUUUAUAUGCUUCCAUUAUGGCUCGGUGGAAACCAACCAGAAUAUUCUCCUAUGGGUUUGAUCGAGUAGAAGUAUUAUCUGGGUUUAUCAAUGGAUUAUUUCUAGUAGUGAUAGCUAUAUUUGUAUUCUCAGAAGCUGUAGGAAGACUGUUUGAACCACCUGAAAUCUCAACAGAAAGAUUACUAAUAGUUUCUGUGUUGGGUCUUUUAGUCAAUUUAAUUGGUAUAUUUGCAUUUAGUGGUAGUCAUGGACACAGUCAUGGUGGGGGACAUGGACACAGCCAUGGAGUAUUUUUACAUGUACUAGCUGAUACACUAGGUAGUGUAGGUGUUAUUAUAUCUACAUUAUUAAUAGAGAAUUUUGGUUGGAAUAUAGCUGACCCACUGUGUUCAUUAUUUAUUGCUACUAUGAUAUUAUUGAGUGUUAUACCAUUAUUAAAAGAAACUGGCUCUAUCUUGUUAUUACGAACACCUGGACAUUUAGAGACAGAAUUAUCUGAAUCUUUACAAUCGAUAUUAAAUAUAGAAGGGGUAAUAAGUUAUAGAGAUCCUCAUUUCUGGCAUCAUACAUCAGAUAAAAUAUUAGGUUUGAUCCAUGUACAGAUAUCACCAGAAUCUUCCGAACAAAAAAUAAUAACUCAGGUGACGUCCAUAUUAAAAGAAGCUGGUAUUAUAAAUGUUAUGAUACAAGUAGAAAAAGAACAAUAUUAUUAUCAUUUAUCUGGACUCAGCUCAUCUUUUGAUCAAAUGAUUGAAUGUUCACACAGUUUUAAUAAACUUCAAUAUGAUGAGAAAUUGAAUAGAGUCAAAGCAAUAUAG
Lottia gigantea (owl limpet) is the source of this 2172-nucleotide messenger RNA. RefSeq lists its product as hypothetical. Gene Ontology annotation, biological process: intracellular zinc ion homeostasis; transmembrane transport; zinc ion transport. Bases 1 to 2172 code for a protein of 723 amino acids. The record is from RefSeq and is a predicted model, not a curated record. NCBI's taxonomy places the organism in Eukaryota, Metazoa, Mollusca, Gastropoda, Lottiidae. The transcript is spliced from 15 exons. Gene Ontology annotation, molecular function: zinc ion transmembrane transporter activity. Gene Ontology annotation, cellular component: membrane; Golgi apparatus.